AUGAAGUCUGAAGAGAGCGCACAGCCCCAGUCGGUCAGUGGGGGGGAGGCUCAGGGGGGCCCCCCUGGGGGCCCCCCAGGGGGCCCCCUGCCACGUAUUGCUGUGGUGGUUCGUAAGAGGCCUUUGAGUGCGUUGGAGGUGAUGAGGAAAGAUACGGAUCUCGUUAGAGUCAGAGGGGGACAGACAAUCAUCGUAGACGAGCCUAGGGAGAAGGUGGAUUUGACUCCAUAUGUGCAGCGUCACGAGUUUCGCGUGGACCGCGUCUUUGAUGAGUUUGCAUGCAACGCUGAGGUGUACAGACAGGCGGUGCUGCCCUUAGUAGAGAGUUGCUGCCGCAGCGACGCCAGCUGCUCCUUCUUUGCUUACGAGGGGGUAUUCGCGUUGGCUUGUCACGACAUAUUUCAAUAUAUGCGAGAAGAAAAAGAUAAGAAGACGGUGCAUGUCUCCUUCUUUGAGAUCUACAACGGCAGACUCUUUGACUUGCUGCAAGAUAGGAAGCUCGUUGCUGCUUUGGAGAACGGCAAGAAAGAAGUUGUUGUCAAAGAUUUGCGAGAGGAUGAGGUAGGCAGCAAAGAAGAGCUGCUGCGGCGAAUUGUGGGUGGAAUGGAGUUGAGGCGGAUCGGAGCAAACUCCGUCAAUGAUGAAUCCUCGCGGUCGCAUGCAGUGCUGCAGAUUCAUAUCCGCAACCAGCAAUCCAAAGUCGCAGGUGAGGGUGCUGCUGCUGCUGCUGCUGCUGCUGCUUGUGAUGCUGCUCUUGCUGCUGCUUCUUCUGGUGCCUCUGAUCAUGCGGAUGCUCCUGUUGGUCGUUUGGUGUUUAUAGAUUUGGCUGGGAGCGAGCGUGGGGCUGAUACUUUACAGCAGCCGAAGCAGACGCAGCAAGACGGUGCGGGUAUUAAUAGAUCUCUAUUAGCUUUAAAAGAAUGUAUAAGAGCUAUGGAUAAAGAAAAGCUGCAUGUGCCCUUUAGAGACUCUGAAUUAACUAAAGUGCUGCGGGAGGUGCUUCUAGGCCGCAGCAGCCGCAGCGUUAUGAUUGCAACUGUCUCCCCAGCCUCUUCGUGCUGCGAGCAAACUUUAAACACACUCAGAUACGCCUCCAGAGUUAAAAACUUCCGCAUGCAGCAGCAACAGCAACAGCAGCAGCAGCAGGGUCUCCCGGGCACUGAAACCCUGCAGCAGCAACAGCAGCAACAGCAGCAGCAGCAGCAGCACGGGCAAGGGGCCGGUGGAAGGGACAGCAACGUGAGGUCUCCUUUGAGCCCUUUAGUAGGAGGCUCGUCUCUAGUAGACGAUCUGUCUCCUAUUAAAAGCAGCGAUCUGCUGCUCCCUUCCUGCCAGGUGUCUCCUCGUCUCCCUCCUCCAACUCCUCUGGGGCCCUAUGGGGGCCUCCGUAGGGGCCCCCGGGCCUCGGGCUCUGGAUCCCCUAUCCUGAAUUCAAGUGUCUCCUUGACGUCUGCCCCCUCUAAUCUCAGCAGCAACAGCAGCAGCAGCAGCAACAGCAGCAGCAGCAGCAGCAGGUCCAGGCUCAUUAGGAGCGCAGGUGUCACCAGGAAAACCGCCUUGAGCGCCCACGCUGCAGCAGCAAAAAGAACAGCAGCGGAAGCAAACAGCCCCCGCCGCAUGCAGGAAGCUACAGGACUGCCCCCACCGUCUCCUUUGGGUUCUUUCCAGCAGCCACUGCAGGGCCCCAGGGGCCCCUCGAGGCUUGCAAGAGAAGUUACGCUGUCUCCUCGGCAGUCUCGUCUGUCAAAGUCUACAGCUUGCGGAUCACCCCUUUCUGCUGCUGCUGAUGCUGCUGCUGCUGCAGAUGCUGGAGAUGCAGAAACAGCAGCAGCAGGAAGAGGCGAACUCCCAAUGACCGCCAGAGAGCUGCAGCAGCAGCGAGCAGCGCAGCAAGCUGCAGCAAGGAAGACAACAGCCCCCGGACGGAAACAAAGUCUCCACGGGGUAUCAGCAGAGACACCCAGCACCCGCACUGCCCUCCGCAGCAAACAGCAGCAGCAGCAGGAGCAGCAGCAGCAGAAACAGUCUCCUGGUGAAAGGAGACCCCCAGGUACCCCUGGCAUUAACACUUCAGCGCUCCGCAAGUCCUGGCUGAGGAAGCAGCAGCAGCAGCAGCGCAGCAAACGCGGAAUCUUAGGGGACGACGGGGAGACACUUAUCUUUAUGAAAGAGCCAGCAGGUCUAGCAGCAGCAGCAGCAGCAGCUGCUGCUGCUGCUGCUGCUCAGGAGUCGCCCUUUGAUACCCGCAGGAUGGCAGUAGACGCUGACGCAGCGGAGCAGUGCCCCCAGACGGAGGAGCAGCAGCAGCAGCUGCAGCAACAGCUGCAGCAACAGCAGCUGCUGCAGCAGGAUCUGCUGCAGGACGACCAGUCUGCAGCAGCAGCUGCAGCACAGCUGCCUCCUCUCCUCAAUGAGUUGCGAGUGCGGCGGCUCAGCGGGUCUCCAUCACCGUACUGCAGCUUGCGUCCCAGAAGCAGCAGCAGCAGCAGUAGCAGCAGCAGCAGCAACAGCAGGCUGCGGUAUAAGGCCGGAGUGGGGAGCAGCACGGAACCAGACCCCACAAAGUCUCUUCUGCAGCAGUUGCUGCCGUCUCCGGAGCAGCAACAUGUUGCUGGGGAUGCUGCAAGCAGCGCUGCUGCUGCUGCUGCAGCAGCAGCUCCCUUUGACAUCUCGCGUUUGCUGCAGCAGAAUUUACAGGGAGCAGAUAUUGAGUCUCUAAGUGCAGCACAGAUCGAGGGCCUUCAAGCACAGGUUGGCGCCCGCAGGCAGCACUAUAUGAAGAGGCUGCUGGAGCUGCUGCGGGGGAGAGCGGCUGAGGGGAGCGGCGCUCAGGGUCACCACGAGAGGCAGCAAGACGAGCUGGUGUGCAGGCUGCAUGAAGGCAACCCAUGCAGCGCUGAGUUUGCUGAGUACGCGCGGCAGAAGAUGGAGUUGGAGUUUAAGCGUUUGCUGCGCAUGCGGCACUGCUGGCUGCAAGCUGAAGAACUACGCCUGCUGCACCGCUACCUCGGAGCUGCGGCUGAGCGCAAGGGAAAGGGUUUAGGAGACAGUGAAGCAGCAGCAGCAGCUCGAGACGGGAUCGUCGAUAUACGAGAGGGUGCGCCGCCUUCACCUGUACAUACACCUCAAGCUGUGCAGUGCGCAGCGCCCACCAAUGCAGCAACAGCAGCAGCAGCAGCAGCAACAGCGUCUACUGAUGUUGCUGCUGUUCCUGCUGCUGCUGCUGCUGCUGGAGAGAGACGCAGCGGGGGCGAGGGUGGUCUUGUAGCCUGGCUUGCGCAUGCAGCUUCGGGUGUACGUACACCGCGUUGGCUGGGGAGUUCGUCUCCUCCGGUUAGCGAUGUGCGGGGGGGGCCCCCUGCUCCUUCAUUCCCUUUGGAUUCUGCUGCUGUUGCAGAGGAGGGGCCCCCUGGGGCCCCCAUUGAGGAGAGUCUGUCUCCUUCCUCAAGUAUGAGAAGCAAGAGGCCCCCCCCUUCAGGGGUAGAGUUGCAGCAACUUCCCCCUGAGGGACACCUCCGAUUGUCUCCUUUACACCCCGCCGGCUCUCCGCCGCUGCAGCAGCAGCAGCUGCUGCUACACGCAAAGUAUACCCCAGCAGCAGCAACAGCAGCAGCUAAAAUGAAUAGGGACGCGGACGAAGGCACCGGACUCGAAUGCGACGACCCCUUCCAGCAGCAGCACCAACAGCAGCAGCAGCAGCAGCAACAGCAGCAGCAGCAACAGCAGCAGCAGCGCCUGUCAGGGGUGAAUAUGUGUUUUAUGGACGUCGACGCAACGGCAGGGUGA
Eimeria acervulina is the source of this 3786-nucleotide messenger RNA. RefSeq names its product kinesin motor domain-containing protein, putative. The transcript has 14 exons. The coding region runs from base 1 to 3786 and encodes 1261 amino acids. Gene Ontology annotation, biological process: microtubule-based movement. Gene Ontology annotation, molecular function: microtubule motor activity; ATP binding; microtubule binding. The record is from RefSeq and is a predicted model, not a curated record. Lineage: Eukaryota; Apicomplexa; Conoidasida; Eucoccidiorida; Eimeriidae.